Messenger RNA from Catharus ustulatus (Swainson's thrush), 5840 nucleotides. RefSeq names its product ABI family member 3 binding protein (gene ABI3BP). The transcript has 56 exons. Bases 107 to 4783 code for a protein of 1558 amino acids. NCBI's taxonomy places the organism in Eukaryota, Metazoa, Chordata, Aves, Passeriformes, Turdidae. The record is from RefSeq and is a predicted model, not a curated record. Gene Ontology annotation, biological process: extracellular matrix organization; positive regulation of cell-substrate adhesion. Gene Ontology annotation, molecular function: protein binding.
GUUGCUGCCUCUUGUCACAGAGAGAACGGUUCACUUAAAUGCAGCUGCAGUACUUCUCUGUGAUACCUGUCAGAGCCAUUACCAGAGCGAGGUUGGGUUUGUGACCAUGAUGUCAAGAUUUAUCUGUCUUCUUUUCUGUGGAUAUAUUGCACUAGACCUGGGAAAUACUCAGAAAUUGCCAAGAGUGAAAAGGCAGAGUCUGAAGGUUCAGAUCAAUGCAACAGAUGACACUGUUUGCAUGAGGUAUCUUCGACCAAGUCAAAGCACCAAGCUAGAAGGUUUUGUCCUGGGUUAUGGGAGCAACUUCUUUUCUAAUCAGUACAUUCCUUUACCUGCAGAAGGAAAAAACUACAUAACAGAACUUGAUGCAGAGCCACGGUAUUUGGUUUCAGUAAGACCAGCACGUGUUUCAAAUAACAAGAAAUCUUGUUCAGGUCGGAACAAGACACAAAAGCCUCUCCAGCUGGUGGUUGGCACUCUCAGCCCAACCUCUGUAUUUCUCUCUUGGGGCAUCCUGGUGAACCCUCAACAUGACUGGACAGCAACAAGUAACUGUGGUAGUGACAGGUUCUAUACAGUUCGCUACAGAGAAAAAGGUAAAGACAAGAAAUGGGUUUUUCAGCUCUGCCCAGCUACAGAGACAGUGAUUGACAACCUGAAACCAAACACACCUUAUGAAUUUGGAGUUAAAGACAAUGCAGAGGAUAGUAUUUGGAGCAAGACUUUGAAUCAUAAGACAGUUCUCUCUAGUAAAAAAGUAAAUGGACAACUCCAGAAUAUGUACAAGCUGGUACCCAAUUCCCAAACACAGAUUAUACUGAGUGGUAAUAAGAAGUUGGUCCCUGUCACAAUAAUCAAACAAAUUAUUCAAAAUCGGACGCAGUCAAAAGCACCAGAUAGUUCUUCUCUCCCAGGAGCAAUAUUAGUGCACCUUAUUGUUCCAGGUCUCAAUGAAAGUCAGCAGAAACUUCCUCCUCUCCUGACAAUAGAUGACAUACCUCAAGCAUCCAGGAAGAAACUGGCUAAGAAUGAAACUGGAGUAUGGCCUGCUGAAUCCAAAACACCAGAAGUUCAAGAAAUCUCCCCACAGUCCCUUCCAGCUCAAGCUGAGAAAACACAUGGACCUGAAGAUUUUAAAUCAACACCUAAGCCCAAAUUGGUGCAAACUCAAAACAUACUGGCUUCUAAUGAAAUACAGCUUCUUCCUUCUGGAUCCAGAAUCCUUGAUGCUCCAAAAAGCCCAUUGACAGAACUUGCUACUCAGAGUCCAACCUUGAAAUCCAUAUCUCUACCUUCUGCAGAAACAAGAGAGAUGGAAAUGGCUUUUGAGGAAAAACAGACUGUAUCUUCAGGAUCCAAACCAUCUGGUAGCAUGGAAGUGCAACCAACCCGAUCCGAUUUAGGUGAAAGGAAGCCUCUUUCUUCAAGAUUCACAACAUCUGGCAUGCCAGAAAUGCCACCAAUCUCAGCUGCAACCAAGAGACCAGAGCUGGAAUUGACCUCGUCUGCUUCACGGGAAACCACGAGGAAGGCUACCCGAAGACCAAGGCCGAAGUCCACCACUCCUUCCUCCCUGGCAACUCAACAAACCGUGAUGGCCUCACGUGACUUUCUUCAUGUUAUUUCCACUCCCCAAACUUCUACAUCUGCAAAAAUGUCAGAGCAAGAGACUGCUACCUGGGGAUCAGGCCUGAAAAUCACUUCUCGUCCCACCAUGGAAACCAGAGUGAGCAUGAUGGCUUUUGAUGAAAAUCAGCACAUUUCUUCAAGACCCGAAACAUCUGGCAUCCAAGAAAUGCCAUCUGCUUUACCUGCAACCAAGAGACCAGAGCUGGAAUCGACCUCGUCUGCUUCACGGGAAACCACAAGGAAGGCUACCCGAAGACCAAGGCCGAAGUCCACCACUCCUUCCUCCCUGGCAACUCAACAAACCGUGAUGGCUUCACUGGACUCUAAUGAUAUUAGUUUCCUGUCCCAAACUUCUGCAUCUGCAGAAAUAUCAAAAACAGAGACUGUUACAAGUACAGCUGACCUGGAAAAAUCUAUGCCUCCACUUUCCAGAACACCUCAUGUGCUAACAACAACUGAGGUUUUCAGUGGUGUUCAGCCUGUUCUUUCAAGUCCUGUGGCACCUAGUAAGCCUGAAAUAGCAGAAGCUGGACCAGCAGCAACAAGUGAAUCCAUUUUGGAAUCUUUCACACCUAAAACUUCCCGUCCUUUUCAAUGGCCAAGGGUAACAUUAGCUCCAAAAGAAAUACCACUUAUUCCUUCUAAACCGAAACCAUCUGCUACCCCAGAAGUACAACAUGUGAAACCUGCCCCUAAACCACCACUUUUGGCGCCUAAAACUUCUCAGACUGUUGAAAAACCAAAAGCAACCCUAGCUCCUAAAGAAGCAAAACUCACUACUUCUGCAUCUAAACCUAGACCAUCUGCCAGACCCCAAAAGCCACGAACUAAACCUGCAGCAACCCUUCCAGUGUCAGUCACUACUAGGAGUCCCUACACAUAUGAACGUCCAAAGACUGCAGAGGUCUUGGAACCUGUAACACUUAGAACUGAACCACCAAGGUCACCCAUAGCUCCAAAGGAAACUCAACGUGUUCCAUCUAAACCUAAAACUUCACCCAAACCUCUCAUCCCACAAGCCAAAGAUGUCCUGGAACCUAUAACACUUAGACCUGAUCUACUAAAACCAACAAUAGUUCCUAGAGAACCACAGCAUGUUCCUUCCAAACCUAGAACAUCACUAAGCCCAGAGGUGCCACGAACAAAACCUGCUUCAAAAGAUACUUAUCACAGGCCUUCCAAACCUAAAACAUCACCCAGUCCACGUGUUCCACCAACUAGAGCAAGUCCAAAAGAAAGUCGGCGAGUCCCCUCCAAGCCCAGGGCAUCACCAAGUCCAGAUGCACCAUACACAAAACCUGCUCUUAAAGAACCACAACAUAUUCCUUUUAAACCCAGAGCAACUCCCAUCCCGGAUGCUCCAUACAGGAAGCCUGAGAUUCUUCCAACCUUUGAUGAACGAGGUACUACUAUGAUCCCUCAUAUUCCUGAAAGAACAAAGGCAACAUUUGCUCCAACUGAAAAACAGUUCAUUCAUACCAAAAGAAAAACAACUGAAAGACCAAGAGUGCCAUACACCAAACCUGCAAUAUAUCCGACAACUCCACAACUGAUUAUUACAAAAUCUUCUACUACCACUGCUCGUUCGAGGGCAACAAUGGCUCCAAAAGAAACACUGCUCAUUCCUUCCAAACCAAAAACAUCUGUUGGGCCAGAAGCACCACAAACUAAACCUGCUCCAAGGGCAACACACCUGGGAUCAAUUAACCUUGUAACAGUUCAUGUUGUUGAUGGGUCCAAAAUACCUUUGGUUCCCAAUGAAACAUACCACAUUUCACCCAGGCCCAAAAUUGGUCAAGCAACUGAAAUUCCUUGGUUUGAUACAGCCCCUCACAAAACUCGUCUCACUUCUGCAAGACCAAAGCCAUCGGAUAAAUCACAGAUCAGACCUGUUUUUAGUAGAACCACACUAGCACCAGCCAGAACAAAAGCACCUGGACUGCCAAAGUGGAUUGUGCCAACAACAGAUUAUCUUUAUACACCUGAGGCUACUGCCAGACCAAUUGACAUGGGUGUCAAAAGACCUCCAGAAUAUGUUGACACCUGGCAAAAGCCAAUUUCUGUGACUACAUCACCUGGCCCUCAGCACCCUCCUAUACCUCCUGCCAGGCCUACACAAAUGAGAAGAAAACCUCUGCCUCCCAACACCGUGACUGGUAAACCAGGGAGUCCAGCUAAGCCUGCUGGACCAACAUCACCUGUGAGGACAGGAACAUUGCAUAAGACACCAACAGCUUUUGCAACUCCAGAGUACUACGUUGAUGCAACUGUCUUCAGCUCAAGUCCUACAUCAGAAACAGAUUCUUCAGGAAAACCAAGGUACCAAGCCCCCCAUGUCAAGUACAUGAAGAAAGAUGAUGAUGUGCCUUGCUCCAUCACAAGCUCUCUUGAACAUUUUCCUCAAGAAGAAGUUGGCAGCAAGGAAGAACCCACUCGUCCUCCACAAAAUCCUCCAACCAACCUCACAGUGGUGACUGUAGAGGGCUGUCCAUCCUUUGUCAUACUGGAUUGGGAAAAACCAGAUAAUGACACUGUUACUGAGUAUGAGGUUGUGUCAACUGAAAAUGGAGGAACUGAUGGUGAAAAGGAGAAAUCAAUUAUCACUACAAAUCAAACCCAUUCUACUGUGGAAAACCUAAAACCUGACACAAGUUAUGAAUUCCACGUGAAACCUAGGAACCCCCUUGGUGAAGGCCCAAGUAGCAACGUUGUGGCAUUCAGUACUGAAUCAGCGGACCCAAGAGUGAGUGAGCCAAUUUCAAUGGGGAAAGAUGCUAUCUGGACUGAAAUCCCAUUCAAUUCAGACACAUACUCAGAAUGCAAAGGCAAACAAUACGUAAAGAGGACUUGGUAUAAGAAGUUUGUAGGUGUGCAGCUAUGCAAUUCCUUGAGAUACAAGAUAUACCUCAGUGAUUCACUUACAGGAAAAUUUUAUAACAUAGGAGACCAGAGGGGCCAUGGAGAAGAUCACUGCCAAUUUGUAGACUCAUUCUUAGAUGGAAGGACAGGACAGCAAGAAGAUCUACCAGUCAAAGAUGGGUUUUUCAGGGCAGUUCGUCAGGAACCUGUCAAAUUUGGGAAAAUAGGCGGGGAGACUCAGAUUAACUACGUGCGCUGGUACGAGUGUGGCACAUCGAUACCUGGCAAGUGGUAGGUGCCACGUGAGGUCGGUGCAGAGGCCCAGCCCGUGCCCCCGCCCAGCUGCCCAGCGCAGGCUGCAGGAAGGCAACGCUUACGGUGCGCCUGGCACUUCGGUGCAAGGCUUAUACAAGUCUAAUGCCAAUACUGCAUUAAUUGUCUAAUAGUGUAGGCUGCUUACUGUAGUUAUCCAGUGUUACAGAUUUGUUUUUAGAAUUUAAAAAAAACACAGGCUAGGGACAUGUUGUAGGAUAAUGUAUAGGGAAGCUGGCUCCCUAUUCUUGAGGUAUGGUUUAUAUGGUAUUUUAAAAGAUGCAGUGUGUAUAUUAUUUAUCACGAUGUUGUAAUAAAUGUUUAAGGCACAGAUAUGCCAGAGUUGGUCAUGGAAUGCAAAGUGCAUUAGUUUUUAAAUAUUCACUGGUCCUGUAAUGCAAGUGCCAUAAGCUACCCAUCCUAAUCCAUCUGUAACAUCUCCCAGUCAUAAAUUAUAGAAAAGAUCCUAUAAUUUUUAAUAUCCUGCAGCCAGUAAACUUGAAGCACUUUCUCCUUACAUGUAUGAACAGUUUAUGCUCCUGCCGAAACGCUGAGGUAGGUUGCUGUAUGUGCAGCUUUAAAUUAUCAAGUUCAGUGGAGUUUUCUUCCAUGUUUGUUUUCAAAUGUUUCAGCCCCAGCCAAAGCCAUGUUCAGCCUGUCACUAUGGAGUCAGAGCCACUGCCCAUGAGCCUGGUGGUGGCUGGCAGGGAGGGUUGGUGUUCUUUAAUUGAAGUGGACAGGUACAUAUUGACAUGGAAUGAAAAAACAAAGCUGGCCUCCACAGCUGGGGUUUUUCAGGAAAAUGUAGUUUUCAGAGCCUGACACUGGUUCAAAAGCCAACUGUAUGUACCAUGCAAGGGGACUUGGAAAGAAAAAUGAAAGAGGAAAAAGAAUAAACCAGUUAUAACAGCAUGAUGAGGUUUAUUUUAUUUUAAAAUUCUGGUUUAAAACAUUUUUCAUUGGGGACAAAGGGGAAAUACUGAUAACUGAACUUUAACACUGCUUUACAGUUAUUUUGAUUAAAACCUCUCCCAAAGCUA